CCUCUCUCGUCCUCAAUGAUGGCGCCAGCUUCUGGGCAGGUCGCCGCCAAGCUCGACAUUACGAGCAGCCUCGAGCAGGAGAUGACGGUGUCGAUCUUUGUCCUCGGGUUCGCCGUCGGCCCGCUGUUCUGGGGCCCGGCGAGCGAGAUCUUCGGUCGCAUCCGGGUUCUUCAGCUCGCCAACCUCCUGUACCUCAUCUUCAACCUCGUGUGCGCCUGGGCACCCAACAAGGCGGCUUUUAUCGUGUUUCGCUUCAUCGCCGGGCUCGGCGGCGGCGCGCCGCUGUCGGUCGGGGCGGGCGUCCUGUCCGACCUGUGGCGAGCCGAGGAGCGAGGCAAAGGCGCGGCGCUGUACAGCCUCGGGCCGCUUCUCGGACCUGCACUCGGACCCGUCAUGGGCGCGUGGAUCGUCGACAAGGUCCCGAACGACGGCUACCGCUGGAUCUUCAUCUCGACCACCAUCUUCUCGGCUCUCGUUCAGCUCAUCGGCCUCUUCGGGCUGCGCGAGACGUACGGGCCCGUCCUCCUUCGUCAGCAGGCGGCCGCGAUCAAGAAGAGCAUGGGCCUCCCGUUCGACUCGGACCGUGUCCAGACGAUUCACGAGGUCAAGUCGGGCCGCAAGUCGUACAGAUCGGUCGUCGUCCACGGCAUGCUGCGCCCGUUCGCCCUCAUCGCGACCGAGCCCAUCAUUCAGCUGUUCACCGCCUACCUGAGCCUCAUCUACGGCACCAUCUACCUCGUCUUGACGACGACCUCGGCCAUCUACCGUGGCGUCUACGGCCAGUCGGUCGGCAUCUCGGGCCUGCACUACCUCUCGCUCGCCCUCGGCUUCAUGAUCGCCUCGCAAGGAGGCGCACGAUACCUCGAUGUCAUCUACCGCAAGCUCACGGCCAAGGAGGGCAAAGGCCGACCCGAGUUCCGUCUUCCUCUCGUCAUUCCCGCCAGCAUCUUUCUCCCUCUCGGCCUCCUCAUGUACGGCUGGGGCGCAGAGAAGCGCAUCCACUGGAUCUUCCCGGAUGUCGGCCUCGUCCUUGUCGGCUUCUCCAUGAUUAUCAUCUUCCAAUCCAGCACGAGCUACCUCAUCGACCUGUACACUCUCCAUGCCGCAUCUGCUCUUGCAGCCACGAUCUGCUUUCGCAGCAUGGCUGGCUGCUUCUUUCCAUGGUUCGCGACGUACAUGUACGACGGCAUUGGCUACGGCUGGGGCUGCACCAUCCUCGCCGCCGUCGCCAUCAUCAUCGGCUGGCCCUCGACUCCCCUGUUGUGGUUCUACGGCGAGCGCAUCCGCUCUCGAAGCCGGUACGUGGCCAAGGCGGCGGCCAAGUAGAUUUAGACGAGCGACGCAAGAGCUGCAUCGAGUCGAUUUCUCCUUCUGUA
Messenger RNA from Rhodotorula graminis WP1, 1376 nucleotides. RefSeq lists its product as uncharacterized. Gene Ontology annotation, molecular function: transmembrane transporter activity. Gene Ontology annotation, biological process: transmembrane transport. Lineage: Eukaryota; Fungi; Basidiomycota; Microbotryomycetes; Sporidiobolales; Sporidiobolaceae. Bases 16 to 1326 code for a protein of 436 amino acids. The record is from RefSeq and is a predicted model, not a curated record. The transcript has 8 exons.